Messenger RNA from Pangasianodon hypophthalmus (striped catfish), 3685 nucleotides. Its product is annotated as chromosome alignment-maintaining phosphoprotein 1. Bases 483 to 1847 code for a protein of 454 amino acids. The transcript has 5 exons. The record is from RefSeq and is a predicted model, not a curated record. Gene Ontology annotation, biological process: attachment of mitotic spindle microtubules to kinetochore. NCBI's taxonomy places the organism in Eukaryota, Metazoa, Chordata, Actinopteri, Siluriformes, Pangasiidae.
AGAGGGAUUUGGUGUUCUGGGUCGUGGUUCUGGUCCAUAAGCACACAUCAUGUCUCUCGUCAUCCACCAGGGGGCGGUGUUGUGUGUGUUUACAUCCAGCAAGUUCAUGAAGAAGAGCUUCAAAAAUAAAUUACAAUUAGCCUAAAAAUUACAGGCUGCUGUAGAAACACAGCAAUUCCUUUAUUUUAAUUUUAUUUUUUAUAGUUUAGUAUAGAAGGUGAGCGCACAGGAACAGUUUAUAGGGUGUGUGUGGUGUGUUUAUGCUCAUGUUAGCUUGUUAGCUGGCUACCUUUUUUUUCUAUAUUGCUUCUAUUUAACCUUCUAAAGGGUUUGUUUCUCUGGAGAACCCAAAAAGGAUGCAGUGAUAGGUUUGAAUGACGUCACGCUUCCCAUGAUUCCUGAGGUGGUGGCCAUUUUGUGGGUCAGAGGGUGUGUUAGGAGUCAGUGCUGUAAUACCUGUGUGAAAGCUGUGCCGGGGCGUCAUGGGUCACACCUGUGUGGUGAGCGGGUGCAGAAGUCGGUCAGGUGAUAAAGUUAAAAGGAAGUUCUUCUCCAUUCCAGCUGUCAGACUCACAGAAGGAGCGAGAACCGAGGAACUGAGCAGGUGGAGACGAGCGCUGUGGAUCGAACGUAUUAGCAGAAAGGAUUUUAAACCCACAAAGUAUUCCAAAGUUUGUUCAGAUCACUUUGUCACAGGUGACAAGGCUGAGUUGUAUGAUUUCACACAUCUGGAUUGGGCGCCUUCCGUGAAAAUGACCACUGAAAGUAAUGAAAGCUGUGUGAAACAAUCAGAAGAAAACCUUAAGGGGCACCAAAGGUUGGAUGUGAAGAGCAUGGAGAUAGAAAGUUCUGCACAAACCUGUGAUCAGACUGUUUCUCUGCAGAGAUUGACCCAAAGCGAUAGUAAAGAUGCCUCAGUUAGUCGAGGAGCUCGUGUUCUCAGAGAGGCUGAGGAGCCUGAACCUCAGAUGUUAUCCACAGGAGAUGUGAAGCGGCGGACGGCGAGCUCUGGAAUACAGUGUCCGUACUGCCGCUACAGAUGCGGCGCCAAGUUCUCGUUCCAGAUCCACGUUGGCUCGCAGCACCCCCUCCAGUGUGAGGACGUGUGUGUGGGCCGUUUGGGUAAAGUGGUUUUCUACCAGCGCACGGCCAAACUCUUCCACUGCCACAUCUGCUUCUUCACAUCCAAGGACUACGCUGUGCUGUUCGAGCACCUGCUGGCGAGGCACUGCUUCACCGUUAGGAAAGCGGUGCAGACGGAUGAAGACGACGAAGUGACCGAUGAAGGUGACACAGAGGUCAGACACAGGGAGGGACACGAGCAGGACAGGAGUCCUAAUCCCGAGAUAAAACCUGAUAAUGACGAUGCUACAGAACAACGCAAACAAGAAACAUCCAACGAGGACGCUCUGAAGAAGAGGAAGCGGAGCUCUGUGUCAAGUGGCGAAGAUGAUGAGCAUGAAGACGUGAACGUGUCCGACAGCAUGCAAGCAGCUAACGAGGAGCAAGCGGCUGCUGUCGAGCGGUACUCUGAGAACUCGAGUGCCCCGUAUUACGACUGCAAAUUCUGCAAACGGCGCUGCAAGAGUAAAAUCUCGUUACUGCGCCACGUCAGCCGCAAUCACGACGUCCCUAAACCGCACGUUUGUAAAGAAUGCAGUGAGACCUUCAUGCUGCAAAGUCUCCUGACCCGCCACAUCAACCUGCUCCACAGACAGGAACUGUACCAGUGUCCCUACUGUCUGUUUGAGUCCAGUCUCCAAGGCCUCCAUCAGCACCUGAGUCACUGCAGAGCCGUGGAGAGCAACCAGGACAAAGCAGACGUGGGAACUGAAGAGAAGGAAUGAGUGAAUCAGUGGACGAAGAUCAAACGGCGUGUCGCUUGUAGUUUGUCCUCAUGAGCAUGUAGAAACACUACUGCUGUCCCACUACUGUGGGCGUGGCCUGUCCAGCAUUCUUAUUUUUAAGUAAUGAUCAGAAACACUAAUAGCUACAUAUAGCUUCUAAAGCUAAUUAGUUAAACCCUAAAUAAUGCAUUAAUCAGUGUGAAAAUCAUUUGUGUGAUUCACGUGUUACGCGCUCGGCUUCAUUCUCAGAUUAGAUUAGCAAAGCGAGCUAGUUGCUCUAGCUAUGUUUACUCAUCAGAAGCACUAGCGAUCUCUGCUACUUCCUUCCAAGCUUUAUUUUUCUUUCUAACAUCUCUAUACACAUUUAAUGAGAGCACGCUUAUAAGUAUUUCUUCCAUUUUUGCGUCAGACAGUAAACGAGAACUGAUUGCAGGUAGGAACUAAAGAUGUGAGCGGGGAACUGAAGAAACAUCGGACCACACACACUGUAGUUUGGGUCUGAGGAAUCAUUCAAACCUGUCAUUUGGAUUCGUCACUUUUUUACAGCAUUAUACCUUUAUAAUAUAAUUUAUUAUAUAAUUUCCGUAGAAUUCAGAAAAUCUCAGUUUAAAUAUUGCAGAAAUUGUGGCUCUGCCUUGAACAUGUAUGUGGAAAGUUAAUGAUUGACUGUUGCUUUGUUGUUCGCUAGCGUGAACCUGAGAGAGAGAGAGAGAGAGAGAGAGAGAGAGAGAAAGGGAGAAACAGAGAGAGACAGAGAAAGAAAGGGAGAAACAGAGAGAGACAGAAAAAGAAAGGGAGAAACAGAGAGAGACAGAGAAAGAAAGGGAGAAACAGAGACAGAGAGAGAGAGAUAGAAAUUGGAUCUAUCCAUCUAAUCACAAAAUGAUGGACUCUGUGUUUUAGAUCAUUCGUGUAAAGCCGGCUGUACACUUUACAAUUUUUGUGUCACAGAGAAAAAGACAAAGAUUGUCAUUCUUUGUUCAUGAAGUGACAUCAUGGUGUUAGAACACAUAAAACACAUCAUGUGACAUGAAACAUGGAAUAUCGCACACCUGGGUUCAAGUCCAUAGUUUUUUGGAUGUCAGUGAUGUUGAUUCUCCUUUUAAAAUGAAUAUCAAUCAUUGAAAACUUAAUUUUUUUCUUCAGGUAGAGACAUAGAGUAUAUAAUUAACAGAAAAACUCUGUUUUGGUAAAAACUUGGUUUAAAGUUUAUAAAGUUUCUAGAAUCCAGCCACCUCACGUACUGUUUUUUACUUGUGGACGGCGGUCACAGUGUUGUAUCUGCGAUCUGUGAAGUGAGCUGUUACUGUUCAUUAUAUCUGAAUGUUCCUGAAGUUCUCCGUUUAGGGCCAGUGGAUUAUCUCACUGCGCUUUACUGCAGCUUAUUUAACUUUACACUCCUCCAUGCGCACUUACUCCAUCACCUACGUCAGGGGUGUCCAAGCUCUGUGGCUUCUCCAAUACUAUGCAGUUUUUCCUUUCACCUGACGGUGGCAGCAGCGGUCCUGUAAACCUGCACUGUGUUUCACCUCACUGGACUCAGCUCACAAAGCUCAAAACAGGCCAUUUCAGCAGACAUUAUGAAACAAAGCACUGCAAAGGCAUUUCUAUAAAUAUACAGGGGGUGAAAAGGCAGAGAACCAGAAGCAGCUGGAUGCUCUCGUGGAGGAAGCUACUCUUUAUCAGAGCAAGGAGGCGCAGGAGAAUUACUCGAGCUAGUUAGUGACAAUGCUACAUGUGGAAAAUGUUUCUCUGAGGGUGAAGAGUAUAUAGCGUACUUAAAUAAAGAGGUCAAUGUCAUUUGUUCCCAAAAAAAAUAAAAGGCAGAACUUUAUGAA